AUGACCUUUCGCCGAAAAAAGGUCAAAGACGAUUACAAGUAAGUCUGUUUUUUCCUGUGAGUUAAUUUUGUUUUCGCUCUCAAAACAUCGAUAUUCUACGAAAUCUGGAUAAUUUAUAUUAUUGAUUUCCUGUAUUAUAUGACACUAGUUUUUUUUUUCUCCUGCAAAAAGGAACGCUUGACUUCAGCCGAUAUGAAAUAAUUCUUCUACUUGUUACGCAACUGGGUUAUAUACCGAUAGCGUCAACAAUGCUCAUGACAACGUACUACGAACCGUCGAAGGUUUUAGUUGGAACGCCCUUAACUUAUCGAUUUUAUCCUUAAGGAGUUCUGUAUGCAUGUCAAUAACAAUAACUCUUUGGCCGAAGCUUUCGAGGAAUGGAACGAGGUUCAAGCUGACUCAUCUAACAAAACAAUUAACCCACUUUUCUACGUUCCAGAAUGAAUUCUACUCACUGACUGUACAAACGGGAGAAGCAUGUACAGAAAAAUCCUCCCAAGUUACCACUAGAGCUGCCACAGUUCUAAUGAUCGGAACUUUGAUCGGCUCUUUCGCAGGCGGCGCACUUGCGGAUAACUUCGGAAGGAAGCCUGUGGUUCUAGGUGAGCUUUUUAGAAUCUUUCUGUUUUUUUUUCUUGGCCUACUGCUCAGUUACACUCAACAAUAUUUUUUUAUAGAAGCGUCCACAUAAUACUCUCCCAAAUUAGACUAGCGAGACUUUUUCAUCAAAAUGGUUUUGCUUUUCACAACGGCCUAAAUUAACAUGGAACCAAACUGACAGUAAAUUGAAAAAUAACCAAAACAAAGACGAAAAAAUGCAUCAACCAAUUUAUCAUCUUUUGGAUUGUACGUGUUGUGGUUAUAUAGGGUUUCAUGAAAAAGUCUGAACUCGGUAAAUAAAGAAAAAAGUUUACUAAAACAGCUAUUUCACCAGACAAGAAUUUUCCCAGCUCGAGCUCUCCAUAAGCACCAAACUUUUGUGAACAAAAAUUAUCGAAAAAUAAAAUUUGCGUUCUCAGGUUGCUUGAUGCUUGUUUGCCUUGGAAAUGGUGCGAUUUGUUUUGCGGCUACUGUUCACUGGCUUUGGGAGUAUGUUAAUACCGUGCAGCUUUGCCUGGGCAUUUUCUGCGGAGGUUACAUGGUUUGCUGAUCUUUUUUUUGAAAUCAAACAAAAAAAAAUCCGAAGAAACUACAUAAAAAUAUUCCUUUGAAAAAAUUAGGGCUCUACUUUUUCUACGUUUUUACCGAUUCAUUUUCAAUUUUUUCGAAAUUAUAUUCAGUCGGUGCACAUAUUUUUUGAUUUUUUCGCAAAAAAUGGCGAGUCCUGGCAAUACAGUCGAUUUUCCUGGCUCAAAACGCGAGGAUCGCGGGACGCGUAGCGUGCGCGUGCGCGGCUCUUGAAAGACUUCAAUUCAAUCUCCAGUGCCUUUUUGGAGAGCGCGUAUAUUGCUCUUUUAUCUCUUUGUCAAUUCCUAAAUGAUUUUUCUCAUUUGUGCAACAAGAAAAUAGUAGAACUUUUUUUGCGAUUAUUCAUCACGUCUGAUGUUGAAAUUCGAAUGAAAAAAACGUCUGCUGUUCUCAGUUACACCUGGAAAAAUUAUAGAGCCAAAGAUUUUGAUUGAGUAAAAGAAAAAAACUAAAUUAGCGCCCGAUAGAAUUUUUUUCAGAAAAAAAUUGUGAAAAAGACGAGAACAUUGUUUAGAAUUCUCAUUCAAGUAAAAAAAGGAAAAAAAUUUUUUUGUCAUUUGAAAGAGAAAUAGAUAAAUUUUUUUGACUCAUCUGGUGUAUUCUGAAGCAUCCGAUAAUAGUAAUGAUCCUCAAUCAAAGAUUAAAUACCCGAUAUCGAGACCGACAUAAUUGGAAUAACCAAAAAAAUUUAAACGUUCCUAUUUUCACGUUUGACUGAUUAUUUAACUUCUCUUAUUCCUAGUUCGCAAUCGAAUUUACAGGUAUCAAAUUUUGUUCUGCUCACCGAAUCUUUCGAACUCAAACGUUCUCGUCUUCUCGCCGUGUCGUUAAAUGGCUGGAGUAUUUCUUUGGUGAAUCCAAGUGUAAAUCACGAAAGAGGAUUAGUUUGCAGAUCGCCGUGGGAAUGAUAGCUCAAUUAACUCGACACUGGCUCAAAUAUCAUUUUUGCGUUUCCCUGAUAGCCUCCAUUCUGGCAUUAACAUGUGUAGGUGUAAUCCGUCAAUGUUGAAAUUUCACGUAGCUCUGGUCAGCAUUUCAAAUGCCACGAAAGCUGUCGAUGGCUGGCCACAAUCGGCCGAUUAGAAAAAGCGAAAAAAGUCGCUCUGCAAAUCGCCUCUGAGAACGGAAAUGAGGCAGAAAAAGGUACUGAAUAACUAGGAAAAGUCUGUAAUUCCUUUUUCGCUAGAUAUCAUGUGGUACGAGGUGAUUGGAUUUUCUCCCAUCAAGGAAAUGAGUGUUGAUGUGAAGCGUUGCAAACUGAUGCUCAAGUAAGAAUGAGGACUUGAAAUAAUUCACACACGUAUUUGUUGAUUCAGAAACCGCAGUUUCCAGAAAGAUGUAUUUGUGAUGGUUUAUUGUUUCACUGCCAUGUCGGCGGUAUCUUUUGGGUCAGACCAUUUUUUUUCAAAUUUGAUGAGGUUUGGUUAUUAAGGUAUUAUUUCACACUCGACUCGUUACCUGGAAAUCGAUUCGUCAACACCUCUUUGAUGGGUCUUUUGAAAUUCAUCACAGGUCAGAAAAAUCGCGGUCGAGACUUUUGAAAAAAUUUACUCAGCAAGUUAUGAGUUUACGCUCUUCACCGUUACAGCUAUUUUUAGCAAUCAAAAAAGAACUUCGCAUGAUUCUUUAUUUUUGAUAUAAUCUACUCAGAUUUCCUUCUUCCUGUUGAAUCAUACAAUCGCACGCAACACAUAAAGAUUAAAUAUUAACGCCCUCUCAGGAUUUGUUCCAUUCUUUUGCUGGAAUCUUGUUCCGCGUCGGUACAUUGCUACUUUCUCAAUAGGAAUAUGCGUCAUUUGCACGAUUUCCAUCAGUUUGAUGUGAGAUUGAAAAAUUAAAAAACGUUUUAACGUAAUCCAUUUUGCAGAAAAAUAUUCAGUCCGUCGAACAACGAAUGGCUGUUGGUGGCGUUGGCCCUGACCGUGUCCGCUGGGAUGGAUCCGGCAUGGAAGAUCAGCCACUUGUACACUGCGGAGAUAUUUCCGAUCGAAGUCAGAAGUAUUGCACGCGGAGUUUGCAACGUCGGGGCGCGUCUCGGAUCCGUCUUUGCACCCACGGUACGGUGGCAUCUCGAUUUCAAAAAAAAAGUGUUUUUCAGAUUAUCCAUCUACGAUCUCAGAGGACUUACCUCCCAGACUCCAUUUUUGCUCUUCUUCUAAUUUUCCAGGUAAAUUGAUAUACUUUCCGUUAUUAGUUUGAUAUCCUAUACAAAAACAAAUUCUCGAUUUACAGACUUGUAUAAUGCUGCUUUUUCUACCUCAAGAAAACGUCCAAAAUGCAAGAAAUGAAACUUCAGAAGAAAAAAAAGAGAUGGUCGCUUCGUCCCAAUUAUAA
Molecule: messenger RNA, 3522 nt
Organism: Caenorhabditis auriculariae
Lineage: Eukaryota; Metazoa; Nematoda; Chromadorea; Rhabditida; Rhabditidae
Source: the annotation of a GenBank genome assembly